AUGGUCACAGGACAUUCAUUCCGGCUACCGUCUCUGGGGGAACAGCGUGGCUCUGGGGCCCCGGCUGGCACAGCGGAUGAGCGGCGGGCGCUAGCGCUGGGCUCUCGCUGGCUGGCCCUUCUGCCCCUUGCCAGGGCCAGCCCCCUCCACUGGGAAGGGGCAGCCCAGUCAGCAUUGCCCGGAGCCCAGGGAGGCACGGCCCACACGCCCCGAGCCGCCAGUAGGGAAAACAGGCCGGCCGCACGCCAGCCCUGGCCGAGUCAGAUAAGCUGGGGCUCGGAGCGCCUGCGGCCGCUGAGCCCACACAUCCUCAGAGCAUCGGUCACGGAGCACGGUCACGCCAGCGCGCUCCCAGCAACACCGCCGCUAGGCGGCGUGCGCGAGCAGCCCCCGGGCUCCCUGGGCGGCCCAGCUGGACCGCACUCUAACGGGCCGCUCGCCCCGGCCGGCACCUCCUGCCCGGCGGCGUCUGGACACAGAUGCCGGCCCCAUAAGACGGCCCGGGGCGGCGGCGGGAAUACCCAUGAGAUGGCUCGGAGACGGGCUGCGUCUUCCUACCCAGCUGCACGCGUACACGCGUGUGUGGACACGCCCGUGGGCAAACGCACCCCCACACCCACACACGUGCACCCGCGUACGCACCAGCCUACGCACCAGCCUAUCUCCCUGGGCGCUGCCUGGGACACCGGGUGCCCUCCCCCCGGAAGCUCAGCUGCCCCGGUCAGCAGAGUGGACCCGCCCGGGGCCCACUGA
Molecule: messenger RNA, 753 nt
Organism: Rangifer tarandus platyrhynchus (Svalbard reindeer)
Lineage: Eukaryota; Metazoa; Chordata; Mammalia; Artiodactyla; Cervidae
Source: the annotation of a GenBank genome assembly